Molecule: messenger RNA, 3150 nt
Organism: Anopheles funestus (African malaria mosquito)
Lineage: Eukaryota; Metazoa; Arthropoda; Insecta; Diptera; Culicidae
Exons: 2
Coding region: 976-2502 (508 amino acids)
Biological process (GO): proteolysis
Molecular function (GO): serine-type endopeptidase activity
Source: RefSeq, a predicted model, not a curated record
AACUUUUCUGUAUCUUCACACUUUCUCUACUUCACAGACGAAGAGCACUUUUUGGUGGUAAUAGCGAACUGACAGAACCGAUUUGUAACAAUCGAAAGAAACCCUGUCAAAGCCCAACACAAAUGCUUCAAAUACAACGAGUCAUCAUCCAUCCGAAGUAUAGCAUCAACAAUACUGCGGACAAUAUAGCACUUAUCGAGUUGCUCAACCCAGCGGAUACAACGCAACCGAAUGUACAAGCUAUUUGUAUACCAAUCAUCCCCAAGUUACGCACAAACAAAACUGGAGAUCUUUCGAUUGCGGCUCAUGCAUCAUCUCCACCUUCAUUCGCGAGCAAACCAGUAAAUUUCAUCGAUUCCAAAGAAUGUACUGCAAAGUAUGCUCAAGCAGAGUUCCCACUGGUGCUUGAAACAAAGAGACUUUGUACUCAAAUCUCUGAUAGAGAUGCACAGAACUGCACUCAGCUGAAAGCUGGAGCACCUCUUCAGCAGCUACGAAAGCUCAAUGAUAAGGAGCAGUAUUUCUUACGAGGAUUCGAUUUGUUUGAGCGCUCUUGCUCAACAUCACUCCCGUCGGUUUACAGCAACGUAAACAAUUACCUGGAUUGGAUACUGUACAACAUGAGAUACGACAUUUUGGACGACAGUGACGAAACAUCAAAUGACGAAGACUCGGCUAUAGGGGAUAGCUGGAAUAAGCUGCAGCUAAAGCAAGGAACGGGAAUACUUUCUCUUUUUAACCUAGAAACUUGUGGCGUUACUUCGACAAUAAUAAACAAUGCUACGAAGGUUGACCGUACAUUCUACCCCUGGAUGGGAUUGUUGGCCACGCAUAAAAACACCAUGGAGGCCAUAACAUACAUCGAAAGUGCAGUUGUUUUGAUCAGUGACAGAUACGCAUUGGCCCCAGCUCACAUUAUUAACAAUUCUGUGUCAUGGUGAGUAUUCUGUAGAAUAGUUUUUAUUGUAGAUUAUUAUGACAAAUUUCUUCUGUAAUUUUUCUAGGCGUUUUGUCAUCCUGGGAUACUGCAACGCUUUGCUUUUAGCUAACUGCGAACAUUCCAAAUGCGAUCAUCUGUUUCACAAAGUAGAAAUCAAGAACAUACUCAUCCAUCCGUUGUACGUAGGCGACCCUAAGAGCCACAAUAUCGCUCUCAUAGAGUUUAUGAAACCAGCAGAUCUCAAACAUCGCUAUAUCAAUCCCAUAUGCCUGCCACUCACCAAGGAGUUACGGAAGAAUAAACCGAUGGAUUUGACAGUAGUACCUUUCAGAAACUAUGACAACGAGGUUAAAAAUCUAAUCUCGAUUAAUCCAAUGGUCUGUCAAGAACGGUUUGCACAGGAAGGAUUUUUGUUACCCAUAGGAAAAAUUCCAAAAUGUGCCGAAAGUGUGAAUAAUAUAGAAAGAAAACGUGUAUUUCUCAAAUCUGGCGCAAUGUUGCAAACUUCUUCACGGAUUGACGGACAAGAUCGAUACUUCCUCAGGGGCAUUAAUAUUCACAAUGACACAGUUGGCAAAGAUUAUCAAUACCUACCUUAUUCGUUUACGAACACCGAUCUGUACCUUGACUGGAUACUAAAGAAUAUGAACGAAUCACUACAACGAAACUCAACCACCACUAGCGAUCUUCAAGAAAGUAAUCCCAUUGAUUCUGGUCCAGUAAAUCUUCCGCCGGUAAAAAUACACGUCAAAGCAGGGUUAUUCAACCUGAAUACCUGUGGAGUGUAUCCAGAUAACAAAAACACGAUGAACAGGCUAUACUCACCCUGGCUGGGCUAUGUCACAGCUCAUCCGGAUCCUAAAGAUCUACUGUGUAUGGUAACAUUGAUAAGCGAAUGGUACGCCGUGGGACCAGUUCACACUUUAAUUGAUCGUACAGACCUUAAACUUCAGCUUGGCAGUAUGAUCGACUCUUCCGAUGUGGUCUGCGAAGAAGGCGAUGAGUCUACGCUUUGCGAUCCUGAGUUACAGAAAAUCCCAAUACAGCGAAUGAUUGUUCAUCCGCAGUACAACGCUUUCGAUAACAGCAACAACAUCAUGCUACUGGAACUGUCUAGACCAGUGAGAAAGCCUCAGAUAAAUCCGGUCUGUUUGCCGGUCGAUGAUCAGAUUCGCAGCUACGACAUUUCCGACAUGAGAGCCCACGCCUUCAAUUUGCUCACACUCAACUUCAUUGCACAGAAGCUGGACGAACAUACGUACUUUACUUCUAGCGAGUGUCAAACGCGAUGGAACAAGUUGGCACUAAAUUGGAGCCUCGAAAAUGUUACACAAUGCAUAAUGGCUCAAUACUCACCCAACACGGAAUGUUUGAAUUCCCUUCCAGGCUUUCCAGUCUACACGGCUCAACACAUUAACGGCAUAGAAAGACACUUUUUGCGCGGAUUUGCCAAAGCAUGGCCACAUUUUUGUAGUAAAUAUUAUCCUGUCGUCUUUACUAAUAUUGACACUCACCUGGACUGGAUACUAGAGACUGUGAACAACAGCAAUGUUGUGGUUUAGGUUCUCAAAAAAUCUUUUUACUCAUUAUGGCGCCAAAUGUUUUUAACAACUAUUGAAAACAUUAAGGUACGAAAAUAAUCAUCAUUUAAAUCACAUGGUGUUUAGUAUAAAGAAGAUGUCGAAGAUGCAGAAGAUUGUUCGUUUAUAUGUGUUAUUAACUUUUCAAUGGUUAUGAAUAAAAACUUUUCAAUAAUUACUGGGUAUAACAUACAAGCUUCAUUACCUUUCGGAAUCGUUCGAAUCUCUGAGGACGGACUCUCCUGUUUGCUGUUUAACAUCGCUCUGGAAGGUGUCAUGCGAAGCGCGGGUUUCGACAUCCGGGACACGAUUUUCACCCGUUCUCUCCAAUUUCUCGGCAUCGCGGAUGACAUCGACAUCAUCGGACGGACAUCUGCGGCGGUGUGGAUUGAGGAUCAAUGCGACGAAGACAAAGUACCUGUUUGCCGGAGGCUCUGUCCGUGAGGAGCACAGCGAGCUCGUUGGCUGGAUCUGGUGGAGUCAAACCUGUCGGAGAUCGGAUGCAGCCGUGGAUGGAGGACUGCAGCCCUGGACCGAGUUUCCUGGAAACGGAUUGGUGACCAGGCCAUGUCUACACGACGUGCUCGAAUGUGAGCAGUCCAGAUAAGAAGAAGAGAACAUACAAGCUAU